Sus scrofa (pig) is the source of this 2545-nucleotide messenger RNA. RefSeq names its product Bardet-Biedl syndrome 2 (gene BBS2). NCBI's taxonomy places the organism in Eukaryota, Metazoa, Chordata, Mammalia, Artiodactyla, Suidae. The record is from RefSeq and is a predicted model, not a curated record. Gene Ontology annotation, cellular component: motile cilium; membrane; ciliary basal body. Gene Ontology annotation, molecular function: protein binding. Gene Ontology annotation, biological process: non-motile cilium assembly.
AUGCUGCUGCCCGUAUUCACCCUCAAACUGCGCCACAAAAUCAGCCCCCGCAUGGUGGCCGUUGGGCGCUACGACGGGACUCACCCGUGUCUGGCCGCCGCUACCCAAGCGGGCAAGGUUUUUAUUCACAACCCUCAUACACGGAGCCAGCAUUUCAGUGCAUCCAGGGUCUUCCAGAGCCCCCUGGAGUCUGAUGUUUCGCUUCUCAACAUUAACCAGGCAGUCAGCUGCCUGACUGCAGGAGUACUGAACCCUGAGCUUGGCUAUGAUACUCUUUUAGUGGGGACACAGACUAACCUUUUGGCUUAUGAUGUCUACAAUAAUUCAGAUUUGUUCUACAGAGAGGUGGCAGAUGGGGCCAAUGCAAUUGUGCUGGGGACAUUGGGAGAUAUUUCCUCUCCUCUUGCAAUUAUUGGUGGAAAUUGUGCUCUGCAGGGUUUUGAUCAUGAAGGAAAUGAUCUCUUUUGGACGGUUACUGGAGAUAAUGUUCACUCCUUGGCCUUGUGUGACUUCGACAGUGAUGGGAAGAAAGAGCUGCUUGUUGGAUCUGAGGAUUUUGAUAUCCGAGUUUUUAAAGAAGAUGAGAUUGUGGCAGAAAUGACAGAAACAGAGGUAAUCACCUCUCUUUGCCCCAUGUAUGGCAGUCGAUUUGGUUAUGCCCUUUCCAAUGGCACAGUUGGAGUUUAUGACAAAACAGCCCGAUACUGGAGAAUUAAAUCCAAAAAUCAUGCCAUGAGCAUUCAUGCUUUUGACCUUAAUUCUGAUGGAGUAUGUGAACUGAUAACUGGUUGGUCCAAUGGGAAGGUCGAUGCUCGGAGUGACCGAACUGGGGAGGUCAUCUUUAAAGACAACUUUUCUUCUGCAAUUGCCGGCGUGGUAGAGGGAGAUUACCGGAUGGAUGGCCACAUUCAGUUAAUCUGCUGCUCGGUGGAUGGGGAAAUCCGUGGCUACCUGCCAGGCACGCCUGAGAUGAGAGGGAACAUCAUGGACACCAGUGUAGAGCAGGACCUGAUCCGAGAACUGAGUCAGAAAAAACAGAACCUGUUGCUGGAGCUCCGUAACUACGAGGACAAUGCCAAGGCCGAACUGAGCAGUCCCCUGAGUGAGGCUGAUGGGCAUCGGGGCGUCAUCCCGGCCAACACCAAGCUGCACACGGCCCUCUCCGUCAACCUGGGGAGUGCAGCGCAGGCUGCCCACACCGAGUUGUGCAUCUCCACUUCUAACGACACCAUCAUCCGAGCAGUACUGAUUUUUGCAGAGGGAAUUUUUCUAGGUGAAAGCCACGUGGUGCAUCCCAGCAUUCACAACCUUUCCAGCUCCAUUCGCAUCCCAAUCACACCUCCCAAAGAUGUCCCUGUGGAUCUGCACUUGAAAACCUUCGUGGGUUACAGAAGCAGCACCCAGUUUCAUGUAUUUGAGCUGACAAGACAGCUCCCCCGCUUCUCCAUGUAUGCACUGACCAGCCCAGACUCAGCCAGUGAGCCGCCUAGUUAUGUCAACUUCAUCAUCGCAGAACGGGCGCAGAGGGUUGUUAUGUGGCUCAACCAGAACUUUCUGUUACCAGAGGACACAAACAUUCAGAAUGCUCCAUUUCAAGUGUGUUUCACAUCCUUACGAAAUGGUGACCAGCUGUUUAUAAAAAUAAAACUUAGUGGAGAGAUCACUAUAAAUACUGAUGAUAUUGAUUUGGCUGGUGACAUCAUACAGUCGAUGGCAUCAUUUUUUGGUAUUGAAGACCUUCAGGUAGAAGCGGAUUUCCCUGUCUACUUUGAAGAAUUACGAAAGGUGCUGGUUAAGGUUGAUGAAUAUCACUCAGUCCAUCAGAAGCUCAGUGCUGACAUGGCUGAUAAUUCUAAUCUGAUCCGAAGUUUACUGGUCCGAGCUGAGGAUGCUCGUCUGAUGAGGGACAUGAAAACAAUGAAGAGUCGCUAUAUGGAACUUUAUGACCUUAAUAAAGACUUGCUAAAUGGAUAUAAAAUUCGCUGUAACAAUCACACAGAGCUCUUGGGAAGCCUCAAAGCAGUAAAUCAAGCGAUUCAAAGAGCAGGUCGUCUGCGUGUUGGAAAACCAAAGAACCAGGUGAUCAGUGCUUGUCGGGAUGCCAUUCGAAGCAACAACAUCAACACUUUCCGAAUCAUGCGGGUGGGGACAGCUUCUUCGUAGGAGAGGAGAGAAUAGGUAACCAAGUUCCUCAAAAGGAUUUUUCUUUAAACAUCUAGGCUGGUUUGCUUUGGGUCACAUCCUCGUGAACCCAAGGUGCUAGGAAUGAAAACAACCUUGGUGAGUUGUACAGGUGAAAAAAAGCAUUUGUUUCUGAAAAGUGUCCCCAAUUUAUUUUUCUGUAAAAAGUCAGUAGUACUGUUGCCAUAUAAUACUAGGUUUGUAUGGAGAUAACCGAAUACUUUUGAAACAUUAUGGAUUCAAAGUCGUUUUUCUGUAUGUGUGUAAAAUGGUCUGUAGAUACGUCUUUUUUCUUGAAAUUGUUACUGAAUUUGUAAUUAAAAAUAGAUUAUCUACUUUUUCAUUAAAAUUUAAAAGUGCUGCA